AUGGCGCGCAAUAGCGAGAAGGCGCAGUCGAUGCUCUUCCGAUUUCGGGCCCAGCAGGCCGCGGAGAUCGGAAUCAUCGACAUUGGACGAACUCGACGCCCUAAGGCCAUCACGUCGGUCGACUCCAUCCCGAUGUGUGAGAAAUGGCGAGGUCAGGUCCUGAAAGAAAUCUCGCGGAAGGUGUCUCGAAUCCAAGAGCCGAGCCUGAGCGACUACCAGAUCCGUGAUUUGAAUGACGAGAUCAACAAACUCAUGCGAGAGAAAUGGACAUGGGAAAUGCAGAUUCGGAAUCUUGGUGGACCCAAUUAUAUGCGUGGCUCAGGCCGUGUCUACGACGAUGAAGGGCGGGAAAUUCCAGGAGGUGGCAAGGGAUACCGGUAUUUUGGUCGUGCGAGGGAACUACCCGGCGUCAAGGAGAUGUUUGAAGCUGCCGCUCGACGAGGUCGCGGACCUGCGGAGGAAGAAGAGGAGAGCCGUGGGCGAGGGGGUGAUAUCGCAACCAAGAAGGUGGAUGCCAACUACUUCGGCUAUGGUUUGGACGAAGAAGAUGGCACGCUACUUGCUUAUGAGAAGCAGAAGGAAAAGGAGGCCAUCGAGCGUUUGCGUGGAAAGAAGGAGGAUGAUGCUGAGGAUGGAUGGGAACCCCUACCGGGAGACGCCGGUGACGGGGUCGAAUGGCGGUUGCCAACCCUUGAGGAGGUCCAGGAAGAGCUCGUGGAUCGGAGACGGAGACGACUGCUAGAUAAGAUCACUUAA
This is a messenger RNA of Aspergillus terreus NIH2624, 756 nucleotides long. RefSeq names its product pre-mRNA-splicing factor ISY1. The transcript is spliced from 2 exons. The record is from RefSeq and is a predicted model, not a curated record. Gene Ontology annotation, cellular component: post-mRNA release spliceosomal complex; Prp19 complex; post-spliceosomal complex. Lineage: Eukaryota; Fungi; Ascomycota; Eurotiomycetes; Eurotiales; Aspergillaceae. Bases 1 to 756 code for a protein of 251 amino acids. Gene Ontology annotation, biological process: mRNA 3'-splice site recognition; generation of catalytic spliceosome for second transesterification step.